Vicia villosa (hairy vetch) is the source of this 1907-nucleotide messenger RNA. RefSeq names its product ADP-ribosylation factor GTPase-activating protein AGD7-like. Lineage: Eukaryota; Viridiplantae; Streptophyta; Magnoliopsida; Fabales; Fabaceae. The coding region runs from base 94 to 1554 and encodes 486 amino acids. Gene Ontology annotation, biological process: vesicle-mediated transport. The transcript has 4 exons. The record is from RefSeq and is a predicted model, not a curated record. Gene Ontology annotation, molecular function: GTPase activator activity.
AUUGUAAAUAGAUUAUUAACUAACUAAUAAUCUACGACACCUCAGACCACUUUCUCCACCUUUCCAUCCUUCCUUUCGCAAUUACAGUCAUCCAUGGCGGCAUCUCGGCGUCUCCGGGAGCUGCAAUCCCAACCCGGCAACAAGAUCUGCGUCGACUGCUCCCAGAAGAAUCCACAAUGGGCUUCAGUCUCCUACGGCAUCUUCAUGUGCCUUGAGUGCUCCGGCAAGCACCGAGGCCUCGGAGUCCACAUCUCCUUCGUCCGAUCUGUCACCAUGGAUGCCUGGUCCGAUAUCCAAAUCAAGAAAAUGGAAGCCGGUGGUAACGACAGUCUUAACAACUUCCUCGCACGGUAUUCGAUUCCGAAGGAAACCGAUAUCGUUACCAAGUAUAACACCAACGCUGCUUCGGUUUAUCGUGACAGGAUUCAGGCGAUUGCUGAAGGUCGAUCGUGGCGCGAUCCGCCGGUUGUUAAGGAGAAUAUUGGUUCCGGGACCGGAAGUAAGGGGAGGCCGCCGAUGUCACAGGCUCGCCGGAGUAAUGAUUCCGGAUGGGAUGAUUGGGGUAGAGAGGGAAAUUCUGGAGGUUCGGUUGAUGUGAGGAGUAAGUCGACUGGGGAUUUUAGAAGCUUGAACGGUGGUGGUGCGCCGUCGAGAUCGAGGUCGACGGAGGAUAUUUAUACUCGGUCACAGUUGGAGGCGUCUGCGGCGAAUAAGGAGGGUUUCUUCGCGAAGAGGAUGGCGGAGAAUGAGUCGCGACCGGAGGGACUGCCUCCGUCUCAGGGUGGGAAGUAUGUUGGAUUUGGAUCCAGUCCUGCGCCUUCUUCGCAGCGGAGUAAUCCGCAAAACGAUUAUUUCUCUGUCGUUUCGCAGGGGAUUGGUAAGUUGUCAUUGGUUGCUGCUUCUGCUGCUAAUGUUGUUCAGGCUGGCACGAAAGAGAUCACUUCUAAGGUCAAGGAUGGUGGUUAUGAUCAAAAGGUCAACGAAACUGUUACUGUUGUCACUCAAAAGACAUCCGAGAUUGGUCAAAGGACAUGGGGUUUAAUGAAAGGGGUCAUGGCUUUGGCUUCACAGAAGGUUGAGGAGUAUACUAAAGAAAACUCAGAUUGGAAGGCUGAUAACUGGCAACGAAACGAGAGUGGUAGAAAUGGCUACUAUCAGGAUUUCAAUCAAGAGAACAAAGGCAGUAAUUCUUCUACUGGAAGAGAACAGUCUUCAUCAGGGCAAUUCAAAACUCACAGCUCAAACUCUUGGGAUGAUUGGGACCAGAAAGAUAGUUUAAAGGUAGAACCAACUAAAGGAUCCACUCCUUAUUCAUCUGGUGGGCAGUCUGGUAGUCACAAUCCAAGCUCUUGGGAUGACUGGGACCACAAAGAUUCUAGCAAGGAAGUACCAGCUAAAGGAUCGGCUCCGCAUAAUAGCGAUGCUGGUUGGGCUGGCUGGGAUAAUGCCAAAGAUGAUGGAUUUGAUAACUUCUAUGAAGGUGCAUCUAAUAAGAAAAUUGUUGGACAUAAUGGGAAAUCUGAUGACGCUUGGACUGGGGGUGGCUUUCUCUAAGGUUGGUAGAUCAUGCAAAAAUCUUCUUUGUUCUUGGACCAGGUUUGAUCCAUCCUUAUUACCAUUCUCAAGAUUGUUCAUUUGCUACAAAAAAUACAGCAGCGUUCGGAGUGAUGACACGCAGGCAAAGCUGUGGUGCAUCUUAAACUGUUAUGCAUGUGAAAGGAUUGUCAACUGUAACUUAUUAGUGCGUUUUUUAUUUUUGAACACAGACCAUAUGUGCAGAAAGAAUGAUUUUUGAGGUUAGUAUAUUUUCAGCAAGAACUUCUCUAGGUUGCUCUUUGUUUACUUUUAAGUUUUUUUCCUAUGUAACAUUUUGGGAACCUCGGUUGGAAAGAUAGUUUUACUUUUAA